Molecule: messenger RNA, 2502 nt
Organism: Pomacea canaliculata
Lineage: Eukaryota; Metazoa; Mollusca; Gastropoda; Architaenioglossa; Ampullariidae
Product: acetylcholinesterase-like
Exons: 6
Coding region: 1280-2410 (376 amino acids)
Source: RefSeq, a predicted model, not a curated record
GGGUGGACUGGUGGUGGGAGUCAGCUGUGAGCUUGUACGUGGAGACACGUUUAGUCAUCAUUCCGUAAGCGUUUCGUCACAUGGCGACGACGUUUGUGCAGCGACUACGGCGCGGCUUCUCUCAACAGUCAGACGCCACGCCUAAGCAAGGAUGUAUCGUCGUCCCAUGGAAACAUGUUUGCCAGCCCCGAGACAGGAAAAGGGUCAUGAAGGGUGAAGUCUAGUCUUCGCGUUCUAUCUUUCACGAGCUGUAGCAGUGACGUUAUUGUUUCUCAGAUAUGGCGUCAAAGAACAUCCGUGACGACACAAUCUCACGCAGAUUUUCUUCGAAUUUUGACGUCAGAGCAGACUUGCUUCAUUGUCAUCAUCCUUAUCCCGGCUGAUGAGCGACAUUUUCCUGCCGCUUAGAAAGAUGCUAAUACAACACAAACCAUAAGGCUGCCAGUUCCCUGGCAAACAAACAAAAACAAAACAAAAGAAAAACACGUGGCCUCAAGAAUCUUAACAGCUGAUAUCCUGACGGAACUUUCAUUGAAGAGCCCAAUUUCAUUCAGAGAUAGAAGAAAAGCACUGCCGCAAAGAUGCACGUCACCGCGGCCGAGGUACGGACGACCCCGGCCCUGCUGCUGCUGCUAAUGUGGCAGUGGCUGCUCCUCAUCAUCCCUCCGUGCAGCAACGAGCCGCUGGUACUUAUGAUGGGGGCCAAGGUGAAGGGUCUGGAGACGACUGUGAGCAACAGGACCGUGUGGAAGUUCCUGGGCAUCCGCUACGCCAAGUCAACGGCCGGGCUGGAACGCUUCCAACGCCCUCUGCCGGCGGAUCUGCUGGCGGAAAUCGAUGGCACCCGCUUCGGCGCCCGGUGCCCAACGUCACCGUUCGACUCGGGCAUGUCCGAGGACUGUCUCUUCCUCAACGUCUACACCCCAAAGGAAGCCCGCAAGUUGCCUGUCCUCGUCUUCAUCCACGGCGGUGGCUUUGUCUCCGGCUCCUCCAACGACAUUGAUGGCGAGGUGCUGGCGGCUGAGGGAGAUAUCAUCGUCGUCACUUUUAACUACCGCCUGGGUGUCCUGGGCUUCAUGUGCACUGGGGACAACUCCUCGCGGGGAAACUACGGGUUGUGGGACCAACGCAUGGCACUCAAGUGGGUAGAGACUUACAUCCAGUACUUUGGCGGGGACGAGAAGAGUGUGACUUUAGCCGGCAUGUCCGCGGGAGCCGCCAGCGCCGCCAUCUUGUCACUCUCGCCGUUUCGCGGAACUUGUUCCGCAGCGUCAUCCAAAUGAGCGGUUCUGCUAGCAGUCCUUGGGCACGGGUCUCCCCCGCCAUGGCGCUGGAAACAACGAGGAUCCUGGCUUCCCGACUGGGCUGCCCGUCCUUCGCCAAACUGCCAACGUCCGCGCUGGUCAGCUGCCUGCGGAACAAGCCCGUGGCCGAGCUGACGGUGCACAGCGAGGUGAUGUGGGAUGACACGGCACGCGCCCUGGUGGACUACGCCUGGGUUCCUGUCCGAGAUGGAGAGAUCGUGGUGGACGUGGAGACGGCUAGCAGCUUCCAGGGCCCGCUAUUGGCCGGCCUUGUCAACAACGAAGGAGGAACAAUGCAGUCUUGGGAGGUGCCAAGAGUGUCGGCGGUGUAUCCCGAAGCGGAAAUUAUGUUGAUGCAGCGGUCGUUCCUUCACCACAACCUCAUCCCUGCACUCCUGCGACAAGCCUACAACGUGUCCACGUCGACAGCUGCUCUUGUCGUCGAGUGUUUCUACUCCAGCCUACCGGAAGCAGUAGCCGCCUCCACCCGGCUGCGGCAUGACGAAGUCAGCGACUGGGAGAUGAGCGAGAUCUUUGGCGACGUGGCCUACGUGUACGGCACCCUCAAGGACCUUAAUCGCUUCUCGAGCACGCAGGCCAGCUUCUUGUACUACUUCGACCACCAGACCAACAGACGGCGAGUCCGCGGGAUCAGGCACGUCGAUGACCUGGCUUAUCUGACUGGUUUCGUCCAGCCUUUAGCUUAUACACUCGACUUCCGGGGCAAUAUUUCAGAGGAGGAUCUUCAGCUUUCACGCCAUUUCCGCCAGCUGAUCGUCAACUUUGUCAAGAACGGGGAACCCAACACUGGAGGAAGACCACCGUCGUGGCCAGUGUGGUCGCCAUAUACAAUCAGGAACGGCGACUAUCUGGUCAUCGGGCGCUCGCCCAGAGUUGCGCCCCAUCUAAAGUCGGAUCGCAUGAACUUCUGGACAUAUGAUUUACCACCGCUGCUGACCCCUUCGAGGAACGUGUCUGCGAAGUGGCGAGAAUGCUUGAGUUCCACUAUGAGAACAUCUGGACAACAACCAACAGACUCUGGAACGCUGCGAUACUGGUUAUUAAGUGCCUGCCUGUGUUUUACAUUAGCUGUUCUAAACAGAUGAACUCUGUGAUAACAAAAAAGUAUGCAGUAAUUGUCAAUGAGCGCAAUUGAUCUCACCGGUUGAAUGUAAUAUUAAACAGUUUUGAGUUCGUU